GCCCCACAUGUUCCCUUUGAGGGAAAGGGAGAGAAACUCAUGUGAAAUGACUUUGGAAAGAAUUAAAAUACAGUAGUGUUUUGAAAACAAUCAAAGGAUAUCGUUUUCAUUCUAAAAAUGAAAUGUUAUGUGGACAGGAACUUCCAUAACCCUUUAUGCUUUGUUUUGCAACUUGCAUGAAAAAUGCUAUGCCAAGAUUUAAUAGGUGGAGUUGAAGGAGGUGAAAAAGAAAUACAUUUAAAUUUCCCUGUAUAUCACUUUGGGAGCUUUCGUCCAACAAGCAAUAUUAUCAUUAUUCAUUCAAUUGCAUGCUUUCAAGAGAGACAUGUGUCGAAAAGGUUUCUGCAAUGUUGAACCAAGAACUGUGCUGGAACAUUCUGAUCUACAUGUUAUACUGGGAGGUAUAGUUCAGGUAAAGUUCAUACUGGAAUACACAAAAACCAAAUUUCUUAAUCGGUCUUGCCAUUUACUUACCUGACUGCAUAAGAAACAUUCAGGAUACUGAGACUGUCAUGCGAUAUCGAAGUCAUCUGCCUGCCUUCAUCCUGUGAGCCUGGGUUAUUCUUUGCCAUCUCCGUCAUGCAGACCCUAAUAGCCGGGAGGAUUUUCCUAAUGAUCUCUCCGUCACUGGUGUUUUAGGUUACUCUGGGUUACCUUCUUGGAGUGAGAGGAGAAAACACACAAUCGGUUGAAAAGGAGGUGAGCAAAAGUUACUGCUGUGGAGAACGAAAGGAUGGAAAACUUUCAACGGGAACCUGCCCUGGGGGAAGAGGAGACCGAGAAAGUAAAUAAGAGAUUUCAAGACAGAAUUUUUUGCUCGGAAGAGGAUAACAGCCUCUAUUUCACAUACAGUGGCAAAUCGAAUGUUCUAGAGGUCAGAGACCUCAACUACCAGGUUAAUAUGGCCUCACAGAUCCCCUGGUAUGAGAAACUAGCGGAGCUGAAAAUUCCUUGGAAGUGCGGCCUAGACUCCGAUUCCCAUGUGGCAGCUAUACAAAAUAUGAGUUUUAAAGUCAAAAGUGGGCGGAUGCUGGCUCUCAUAGAGAGCUCUGCUUGCGGAAAGACGUCUUUGUUUGACGUGAUUACCUGCAGGGACCACGGAGGCAAAAUUACGUCAGGUGAAAUCUUGAUAAAUGGAAAACCCUGCACUCGCCAGCUGGCAAAGAAAUGCAUUGCCCACGUACGGCGAGACGACAGACUGCUACCCAACCUGACAGUCAGAGAAACACUAUUGUUCAUUGCAAAAUUGCGUCUCCCCAAGAUGUUUUCAGAUUCACAAAGGGAAAAAAGGGUAGAAGACGUUAUAGCAGAACUGAGAUUGCGGCAAUGUGCGGACACAAUAGUAGGGAACGAAUACAUCCGUGGUGUUUCUGGCGGGGAGAGAAGACGAGUGAGCAUUGGGGUCCAACUGUUAUGGAAUCCUGGAAUCUUGAUACUCAAUGAUCCCACAGCUGGACUGGACAGCUUUACCGCCCACAACCUAGUAAUACUGCUGUCUAGGCUAGCAAGAGGAAAUAGAUUAGUUCUUCUGUCAGUUCACCAGCCAAGAUCAGAUAUCUUCCAGCUUUUCGAUUUGGUUCUCUUGAUGACAUCUGGACUCACAGUCUACUCUGGUGCCGCCCAAGACAUGGUCCAAUACUUCACACAAAUGGGAUAUCCUUGUCCAACAUACAGCAAUCCUGCAGAUUUCUACGUUGAUUUGAUCAGCAUCGAGAGGCAGAGUGAAGAAAAGGAGAUGGAAAGCAGGCAAAGGGCUCGCUCACUUGCUGCCAUGUUUCAUGAAAACAUUAAAAACGUGGAUGACCGCUUAUGGAAAAGCAAACCAAGAGACAACAUGGUCACUGUAUCUGCACAGAGCUCUACUAUGUUCAUUUUGGAGGAGAAAAUUACUGUGAACUCUCAUUCGGCCGAUCAGUUGCCAGGAUGGUUACAGCAGUUCACUGUUUUGCUAAGCCGCCAGAUCUCCAAUGAUUUCCGAGAUCUCUCAGCAUUGCUGAUCCGUGGAUUUGAGGCUCUUCUAAUGUCAUUGUUAAUGGGAUUCCUAUAUUAUGGUCAUGAGAAAAGUCUGUCUAUUCCGGAUGUAUCGGGACUUCUGUUUAUGCUAGGAGCUCUGAUUCCUUACCUUGUGGUUGUUGAAACUGUAACAAAAUGCCAUUCUGAAAAAGCUGUGCUGUAUCAGGAUUUUGAAGAUGGGCUGUAUCCUGUGAGCCCAUAUUUCUCUGCCAAGGUUUUAGGAGAACUUCCAGAACAGUUCUUCCUAAUGAUAGUUUAUGGGGUUCCUACCUACUGGCUAGCAAACCUCCGUCCGGAACCGGAAUGUUUCUUCCUUAUGCUGCUGCUGCUUAUGCUAGUCACUUUCAGCGCCCGGACCAUGGCGAUGUGGAUGUCUGCAAUGCUGCCAACAUUUCAUAUCUCGGCCUUCGUUGCCAAUAUUCUGUACACAAUGUUUUUGAUGAGCGGAGGCUUCUUCAUAAGCUUGGAAAACCUAUGGACAGUUCCAACUUGGAUUUCCAAAGUAUCUUUCGUCAGGUGGAGUUUUGAAGGAGUAAUGCAAGUUCAAUUUAGAGGACGCACUUACCCGAUGACUUUUGGCAAUAUCACCUAUCCAGUUCCUGGAAAACUAGUACUCCAGUCUCUGGAUUUAGACCUCCAGCCCCACUACGCAAUUUACCUCAUCUUGGUCAGUAUUUCCACCACCUUCUUGGUUUUAUACUACUUAUCUCUCCGGUUCAUCAAGCAGAAAUCAAACCAGGACUGGCAAUAAUAACAUGACAUCAUUGAUCACGGUGGCAGGAGUCAAAGCAGAAGAGAGAGCGUUCACACGGGUCCAUAUUAAAUGCCAGAUCUAACUCUUGCAAUAAAGGCAACACUUAAAAUGGUCCACAAACUCUUGU
Messenger RNA from Podarcis muralis (Common wall lizard), 2894 nucleotides. RefSeq names its product ATP binding cassette subfamily G member 8 (gene ABCG8). Gene Ontology annotation, cellular component: signaling receptor complex; plasma membrane. Gene Ontology annotation, molecular function: ATP binding; ATP hydrolysis activity; ABC-type transporter activity. Gene Ontology annotation, biological process: cholesterol homeostasis; cholesterol efflux; transmembrane transport. The record is from RefSeq and is a predicted model, not a curated record. Lineage: Eukaryota; Metazoa; Chordata; Lepidosauria; Squamata; Lacertidae.